AUGACGGAUUGUGUAAAAUAUCUUGGAAUUGGGAAAAAUUUAGAUAAUCCAUUUUUUAAUCUCUCACCCUUUGAUGAAUCAAGAUAUUAUCCGAUCAAAAUCUUCAGCCCGACACCAGAAGCGGUGUAUUCUUACCUCCUCGGUGAUAAUCAACCAAAUAGCAGAGUUUCAUCACGAUUACAGAAAGAUUGCGGUCGUGCACGCGAUGGCUCAUAUAAUAUUGUGCUACCUUGGUAUAUCUCAAAGGCUAUUCUUGAAGAUGCACAGAAUCAGCAAGAAACUCGACAGGCCGUGAAGCAGUGGCUAUUGAAGCUCGAGGACGUAGCUUAUGCAUCUGAGGACUUGCUGGAUGAGAUUUCAGAUGAAAUAUUUAAAUGUGAACGUCGAGGCAGUCGAGGCAAAGACGUAAGUGAUUUCUUUCUACCGUUUAAGCCUUCUGAUCAUCUUUUCCAUAUUGCUUCUAAGCUUCAAAAUAAGCUGAAAGAUUUGAAUGAGAUUGCAAAACAGGGUUUUACCUAUAAUUUACGUGUAGAAAAAGGUUCAACCAGUUUAGUCCGAAGUAAAGAAACAUGGUCGUCCGUGGUUGAGUCUAAAAUAUAUGGAAGGGAGGAUGAUAAAAAAAAUCUACUCAAGCUUUUGUUACCUGGCAACGAAGGUAAAACAAUAGAGUAUAUGUCAGUCGUUUCAAUUGUUGGCAUUGGAGGGCUUGGGAAAACAACUCUAGCUCAGUUAGUUUACAAUGAUAAGACUGUAAAUGACCACUUUGAUUUGAAAAUGUGGAUCUAUGUUUCGGAAAGUUUUGACAUCAAAAAGCUCAUGAUGAGUAUCGUGGAAUCUGCGACCAAAGGGAGUUGUCGACUCUGUAGUAUGGAUCUUCUUCAAUCUCAACUUCAGGACUCGAUAUGUGGGAAGAGAUUUUUGCUAGUUUUGGAUGAUGUGUGGAAUGAAGACAAAGACGAGUGGGAGAGAUUUAUCGAUUUGCUGAGAAGUGGUGCAGAAGGAAGUAGAGUCGUGGUCACUACACGGAGUAUGAAAGUUGCAUAUUUCACGGGCUCCACGGUGUAUGAACUUAAAGUAUUAUCUGAUGAUGCUUGUUGGGUUUUGUUCAGGAAACAAGCUUUUGGCGAGGAUCGAGAGGAUGAAAGUACUAAUCUUAUGAAAAUUGGGAAAGAAAUCAUCAAGAAGUGUGGAGGUGUCCCUUUGGCAGCAAAAACGUUAGGGAGCCUAUUGCGCUUGAAGAAAGAGGAUUAUUGGAUGUCCGUGCAAGAUAGUGAACUCUGGAAUCUCAAAGGAUGCCAGGGUGCCAUCUUACCAGCCUUAAGGCUGAGCUACGUCUAUUUGCCACCACAUCUGAAGCGCUGUUUUGCAUUUUGUUCAUUAUUCCCUAAAAAUCAUGAAAUCAAUAAAGAAAAAAUGAUCUACAUAUGGAUGGCAGAAGGCUUGAUUCUACCAGAUGGGGAAAAUAGACAGCUAGAAAGCAUAGGCGAUGAGUAUUUCGAUGAUUUGUUGCAUCUGUCUUUCUUCCAAGAAGUUGAGAAAUGCAAAAAUGUCAGCCAUGCAGUAUACAAAAUGCACGAUCUUAUUCAUGAUCUUGCAAGAACUAUUGGAGGGAAUGUGUUCGCAAUAUUUGGACAUGGUUUAGCACCAAGCGACCUGGCACGGAUUCGUCACUCGUCCGUCAUUUGUAACUUCGAUCCAUCUUCCUUUCCAAGAGACUUGUUUGAAGCCAAACAUCUGCGAACUCUCCUUUUUUUGUUUCCCGGAGGUAGCUCUGGUGACAUUCCUUAUUUUCUAAUCAUGAAAUUCAUAUACCUGCGCAUCUUGGAUUUAAAUGGAUCUGGAAUUAAAACAUUGCACGAAUCAGUUAGUGCUUUAUUAUGUUUAAGAUUCCUGGACUUGUCAAGCACUUCAAUCCAAACGCUCCCCACUACCAUUAGUGACCUCAGUAAUUUGCAGACUUUGAAUCUAUCAGGAUGUUGUUACCUUGUUGAGUUGCCUUUUGGGAUGGCUAAUGUAACUAGCCUAAGACACCUGAAUAUAAUGGGCUGUGAAGGGUUGACUCAAAUGCCUGCUGGAAUUGGAAAUUUGAUUCACCUUCAAACUUUGCCAAUAUAUAUUGUGGGGAAAAGGACUUGGGAAAGCAUUGCAGAACUUCAUUCUCUAAACCUUAGAGGUGAACUGCAUAUAAAACGCAUGGAAAAUAUCAGAGACGCAAAAGAAGCAAGAGAGGCAAAUAUGAGAGAAAAGAAACAUCUUCACACAUUGAGACUCCAGUGGGGAAUUAGCAAGAAAAGUAAGGACUUGUCGCCUACCAAAGUGACUUCUUCUGACAGUUCGUCAAGUUCCCUACCUGAGGAAAGCAGCAAAGAUGUGGAAGACAUUCUUGAGUGCCUUGAGCCACAUGCCAAUCUGAAAAAUCUCCAUAUAAAAGGUUAUCCAGGUAUAGCUAUCCCCCCCUGGGAUCUUCCAAAUUUAGUUACGAUUGAGUUGAUUAACUGCAGAAAUUGUGUAUACUUGCCUAAGAUCGGGCAACUUCCGUUCCUCGAAAGAAUUUCUCUGCAAGGAAUGGAUGGUAUCACAAGCAUCGAUGAGGGAUUUUACGGCGGAGUCUUCCCAGAACCAUUUCCAUGUGUUAAAUUCUUUACAAUCAAAGAUUUCCCAAACCUAGAAGAUUGGUCCAGCAUUGAUGGAGGUUUACCAUUUCCUCGCCUGGAAAAGUUAAUUUUGGACAAAUGUCCCAACCUGACUAAUGCUCCCGCUCCUGCCUUUCCUUCUAUCCGGCAUUUAGAACUGCAUUUUUGCAAUGCAAAGAUCAUGGAAUCCUUGGAGAAUAUAACCUCACUUUCCAGUCUGGUAGUCGACAUGCUCCCCAACUUGAAUCAUAUUUCAGGUUCACUCCUUGGAAAUAACAAGUAUCUGGAGUCUUUGGAAAUUCGAGCGUGCCAAAAUCUUCAUUUGCUCACUUCAAAGCUAGAGAAUCUGAUUUAUCUGAGAUCCCUGAUUAUUAGCUGCUGUGAGAAACUAUCAGAUUUGCCACCUGGACUGAAAAAGCUUGAAAGACUUGAGCUUCUGGAGAUCAACUGCUGUCACAGUCUGAUCUUGCUUCCACACGAAGAAAUUGAAGGUUUAGGAUCCCUUAAAACCUUUUCCAUUGAAAAUUGCAGCAAUCUGAUUUCUUUGUCAAGUGGCUUCCAUCAUCUCUCUUCCCUCGAGCAACUGUCGAUAAUGAGUUGCCCAAAGUUAACUUCAUUACCAGAUGGUUUUGAGAAUCUCUCCACUCUUCGUAGUUUAAACAUCGUAUCCUGUCCCGAGUUGUCUUAUUUGCCAUCGAGUCUACAACACGCCACAACCCUGCAAAGUCUGGUACUUCACAGCUGUCCUGGAUUGAUAACUUUGCCCGAAUGGUUUAAAGAACUUUCUUCUCUCAGAUCGUUGGCAAUUUCGAAUUGCAAUUAUCUGAUAUCAUUACCAGAAGCGAUACAGUCCCUCACUACACUUCAGCACUUAUCAAUCCAAGAUUGUCCUCAACUUGAACGGCUUUGCAAGAAGAUGAAAGGCAAAGAGUGGCAGAAAAUAAAGCACGUCCCUCAUAUGUACAUUGGAUCGCUUAAAUUUUGUAAAGGAAUUCUUUGCUUGGAUGAUUGAAUCAGAAACUUCAGGCAUUGGUUAUCUCUAGAGAGGUAACUUCCUUUUUUUCCUUGUACUCGCCUGUGAUACGAUUUCAUCAGAACUCAUGAUUGCUUUGAAAUUUUACAGAGUUA
Messenger RNA from Olea europaea var. sylvestris, 3761 nucleotides. RefSeq names its product putative disease resistance protein RGA3. Bases 1 to 3645 code for a protein of 1214 amino acids. NCBI's taxonomy places the organism in Eukaryota, Viridiplantae, Streptophyta, Magnoliopsida, Lamiales, Oleaceae. Gene Ontology annotation, molecular function: protein binding; ADP binding. Gene Ontology annotation, biological process: defense response to other organism. The transcript has 4 exons. The record is from RefSeq and is a predicted model, not a curated record.